Messenger RNA from Pneumocystis jirovecii RU7, 3138 nucleotides. RefSeq lists its product as uncharacterized. The transcript has 3 exons. Lineage: Eukaryota; Fungi; Ascomycota; Pneumocystomycetes; Pneumocystales; Pneumocystaceae. The record is from RefSeq and is a predicted model, not a curated record. Bases 1 to 3138 code for a protein of 1045 amino acids.
AUGAAAGCGUUUAUACUAGCUGUUUUUUUUGGAAUAAUACGUGCUUUCUCAGAAAAUAUUGAAUUUAUUCAUAAAAAGUCUGUUUCAUUAAAUUCAUUACAAAAUACAUCAUUUAAUCCAAUAGUUGAAGAAAGAAUUUUCGCUUUAAUUUUAAAAGAAAACGCAACAAAUAAUCAAUGUAAAAUAAAACUAAAAAAAUAUUGCGAAAAUUUUAAAAAUACAAAUAAAGCACUAAGUGGUGUUUUUCUGGAAUUAAGUGAACUAUGUGAAGACACUAAAUUAGAUGGAAAAUGUACUUAUUUGAAAGAACGACUUGCAAAACAAUAUGAAGCACUUAAAAUGAAUUUAAAAGAUAUAGAAACUGAAUCAUCACUAAACAGCCUAAAAUGUAUUAUGCAAUCUAAAUGCAUGUUCUUAGAGGGAGUUUAUCCAAAUGAACUUAAAAAAAAAUGUAAUUAUUUAAGAGUAUUAUGUAAAGAAGAAAAACAAGACAGUUUGACAACAGAAUUCCUUCUAAGAGUUUUUACUAACAAUUUAAAAACUGAAGGAGACUGUGAAAAAAUAAUUGAUAAGAAAUGUCUUAUAUUUAUGGAAGAAAGUGAUAAACUAAUGAAAUUUUGUCUUACUCCCUCGAAUAGAUGUAAGGAUCUCAUAAAAUUAAUGGAAAAAAAAUGCAAUAAUUUAGAACUUGAGGCACAAAUUUUUAUCGAAAAUACUAAAAUAUCAAAAGAAAAAUGUAAUUCAUUAUUUGAGGAAUGCUACUUUCAUAAAUCAAAUUGCAAUAAUACUCUUAAUAAUAAAUGUAAAGAAAUAGAAAAAAAGUGUGAAAAUGAAGUAGAAUACAAACAUUUUUCUUUACCAUUUAACCCAAUAGGAAAAGAAAUUGUAUUAAUAGAAAAAGUUGGAAAAGAAAAAUUAUUCAAAGAUGAAAUUGGAAAACCAGGAAUAAAGGAUACAAUUGAUCUUUUAGUAUUAUUAUCAAAUAAUUAUUUAUAUGGCUGCAAAACUAAUAUUGAAAGCUGUCAUAAAUUUUGCAGCCUUUUACCUCAAUUAGAGGAUUUAUAUGACAGUACUAAAGAAAAAAUGGAUAAAAGCAAGGAAGAAAUAUGUAAUACCUUAGAAGAAAAAUUGAAACCUAAAUGUAGGUUUUUUAAAUCAAAAUUAUAUAAUUUGUCACUAUCAAAUACUAAAGAAGAUAAUGAAGAUGCUACGCUUAUAGAAUGGACCAAGCAAUCUACUGAGUUUAAUGAAAAGCUUUGUAUAGAUUUAGAAUCAAAAUGUUUUUAUUUAAAGAAACCUUGUAAUGACGCGGGUAUUAAAAUGUUUGAUGCAUGCAUCAAUUUAGAAUCAACAUGUUUAAAAACACGGCUUUUCAAAAAAGAGUAUCAACUAUUUCAAGGUGUAUUAAAAGGAAAACUGCAUGAUUUAGAAAAUAAUUUACUUGAAAUAUGUGUAAAUGAACUAUGGAUUCUAUGUAAGAAAAUAAUUAACAAUAAUAAUCCUAUAUUAAUGGAUCUUUGUCUACACCCAUGGGAUACUUGUAAAGAACUUGCAAAUGAUAUUGAAAGGCAGAGUAAGAGACUUAGAAACGAUCUGGAUUGGAAAAGGGAUUUUCCAGAUGAAGAGGACUGCAAAAAACUAAAAGAGAAAUGUGAAAUGUUAGGACAUGAUUCAAAAAUGAACGACUUACCAUGUUUUACACUGAAGGGGCGAUGUGAUCACUUAAAGAAUGCAAAAGAAUUGGAAGAUAUUUUAUUAGAGGAAAAAGCAGAAAAUUUAGGCGAUUUAAAUACAUGUAUAAAAAGAGUUUCAGAAAAAUGUAAUAAAUGGUCUAAAAAAAAGAAAACAAAGUUUAUUAUUUCAUGUAUACAAUUGAAUGCUACUUGUCGAAUAAUUAUUGAAAGUAUUAAAUUUAAAUGUACUGCAUUAGGAAAAAACAUAGAAAUUGAAAACGUUUUAGAUCAAGUGAAGAAUAAUGAUGUAAACAUGAAAAGCCCUAUAUGUGAUUUAUGGGAACCCUAUUGUGAUAAAUUUACGUUGAGCUGUGAAAAACUUGCACAAAAUAAUGGAAAGAAUGGAAAAUGCAAAGAACUAAAAGAGAGCUGUAAAUCGUAUCGUGAAAUACAAGAACAAGAAGUGAGACUUAUCUAUGAAUUAAGAGGAAGUCUCAAUAGCGAAAAUAAAUGUAAAUCAACCUUUAAUGAACACUGUUUGCAUUGGGAUAAAACGAAAAAUGAUACAUUCAAGAAUUUCUGUAAUAAUAACAUUGAUACCAAAAAUAAUACAACUAAAAGUGAACUGUGCAAAAAAUUAUUAGAACGUGUAAAGGAAAGAUGUACAAAAUUGUUGACAAAAUUAAAUGACAUGGCUACAGAAAUAGAAAAAAACAUAAAAAUUGUUGAAGAAUUGAACGAAGCUGCAAAAAAAGCACUAAAGAAUAUAAAUCUUAUUUUAACUUCAAGCAAACAAAAAACAGGUUCUAACAUAAAUAACACAAUAUUAAUUCUAGCUUAUAAUGCAAAUGCUGACAGGAAUGUAAAUUUAAAAACAGAUGUAACUCAGAAAAAUCAAUCAAAGUAUUUGGAACAAAAGGAGACAAAAGUGAAUAUUACAGAAAAAGAAGUUGAAGCGUUUAAUGCAGCAGCAGAAGCAUUAAAGGUUUAUACAGAAGUCAAAGCAGAGUGCAAAGGUCUGCAAUUAGAAUGUGAAUUUAAGGAAGAUUGUUCUGAAUACAAAGAUGUAUGCAAGAAAAUCGAAGAUGCAUGUAAUAAAUUAAAGUCAUUGGAAAUCAAGUCUUUAGAAACAAAAACAAUUAAUCAAACUAUAAAAACAAUUGUUACAAAAACCGAGACAAAUACAACGCAAAAAACACUGACAACAGGAGAACAAUGUAUAUCGAUUUCUACAACAGACAAGUGGAUUACGCGUACAUCAACACACACACACACAUCUACACAAACAUCCGUACUAACACUAACUGUAACAUUGACAUCAACGAAGGGAUGUCAACCAGUCAAAUGUACUACCGGAAGUGAAGAUGAAACAAGGGAUGUAAAGCAAAAUGAAGGAUUAAAGAUGAAUGGAUGGGGUCUGAUAAAAGGAGUAAUGUUAACAAUGAUUAUUUCAACUAUGAUUUAA